Molecule: messenger RNA, 1495 nt
Organism: Dipodomys ordii (Ord's kangaroo rat)
Lineage: Eukaryota; Metazoa; Chordata; Mammalia; Rodentia; Heteromyidae
Gene: Rbm22
Product: RNA binding motif protein 22
Exons: 11
Coding region: 77-1078 (333 amino acids)
Cellular component (GO): Prp19 complex; U2-type catalytic step 2 spliceosome; U2-type catalytic step 1 spliceosome
Molecular function (GO): pre-mRNA binding; U6 snRNA binding
Source: RefSeq, a predicted model, not a curated record
CCGACGCAGGUCCUCACGGGAUUGUGGCGGUCCGCGGUCCCCACUCGGAAGCUCCGGCCGCCCCGGGACUCUCAAGAUGGCCACCUCUCUGGGUUCCAACACCUACAACAGGCAGAAUUGGGAGGAUGCGGACUUUCCCAUUCUGUGCCAGACGUGUCUUGGAGAAAACCCAUACAUCCGAAUGACCAAAGAAAAAUAUGGGAAAGAAUGCAAAAUUUGUGCCAGGCCAUUCACAGUGUUUCGCUGGUGCCCUGGAGUCCGCAUGCGCUUCAAGAAGACUGAAGUGUGCCAGACCUGCAGUAAAUUGAAGAAUGUUUGUCAGACCUGCCUUUUAGACCUUGAGUAUGAAUGUCUGCUUUGGCACGAGAAGCCUACAGAUCCAGAUGAUCCUCUUGCUGACCAGAACAUUAAAGAUCGGUAUUAUGGCAUCAAUGACCCAGUAGCAGAUAAGCUUCUAAAGAGAGCUUCGACUAUGCCUCGUCUGGACCCACCUGAGGAUAAGACUAUCACAACACUUUAUGUUGGUGGUUUGGGCGAUACGAUUACUGAGACAGAUCUCAGGAAUCACUUCUACCAGUUUGGAGAGAUCCGAACGAUCACUGUGGUGCAGAGACAGCAGUGUGCUUUCAUCCAGUUUGCCACAAGGCAGGCUGCAGAAGUGGCUGCUGAGAAAUCCUUCAAUAAGUUGAUUGUCAAUGGCCGCAGACUCAACGUAAAAUGGGGAAGAUCCCAAGCAGCCAGAGGAAAAGAGAAAGAGAAGGAUGGAACCACAGACUCUGGUAUCAAGCUAGAACCUGUACCUGGCCUGCCAGGAGCUCUUCCUCCUCCUCCUGCGGCAGAAGAAGAAGCCUCUGCCAACUACUUCAACUUGCCCCCAAGUGGUCCUCCAGCUGUGGUGAACAUCGCCCUGCCACCACCCCCUGGAAUUGCCCCGCCCCCACCCCCAGGUUUUGGCCCACACAUGUUCCACCCAAUGGGACCACCCCCUCCUUUCAUGAGGGCUCCAGGACCAAUCCACUACCCUUCUCAGGACCCUCAGAGGAUGGGAGCGCAUGCCGGAAAACACAGCAGUCCCUAACACAGUAUCACCACUCAGGGGUUCUAUGGAAGAAAGGGCGCUUUGAAAUCCCAGAAAAGACAAAGUAAAAAUUGCUUUUUAUUCCUAUCAAUCAGAUGGAAACAAAUUUUAUGGAGCUGUGUAUCACUGAAGAAAAUGGUGCCUGAGAUGAAACUGUUUUAAAGAACUUCCUAUAAAACACUUUCUUUAACACAUUGAAAAGAGAGCCUUGGAGUGUGUUUGAAUGGAAGACUUGUGACCACAGCUGGAAUCUGAUCUUCAGCAUUCACCUUCGUGUGUCUUCAGUGUCUCGUCAUUCCCUGCUUCUGGACAGGGGACUCUGGUCUUAGAAUGUUUGACUAUAACUGAAUUGUAGAUGGUAAGGGAAAUUUGAUGUUGUAUUUUUUGUUUUUAAAUAAUUAAAACGGGUCAAUUUUC